Molecule: messenger RNA, 984 nt
Organism: Rhodamnia argentea
Lineage: Eukaryota; Viridiplantae; Streptophyta; Magnoliopsida; Myrtales; Myrtaceae
Exons: 4
Coding region: 75-647 (190 amino acids)
Source: RefSeq, a predicted model, not a curated record
AAGCCCGCCAGUAAACAGCCCCACUCCUCGGUGGGACGGGACAGAGAGAGACGGCGAUCCGUCGAUCAGUCGCGAUGAGGAAGCGAUCAUCGUCCCGCAAGCAGAAAGCGUCGCCGUCACCGAUGCCUUUGCUGCCGCUACCUCGCGACUCUCUGCAAUCCAUCUUCAACAUCAUCGCCACCGGAUCGUUGCGGAAGUCCAAAACCAGAGGCCGCCACCACAGCAGAAUCAACGGCGACAACGCCUCCGGCCCGACUCCGUCUCCGGCGAGCAAGAGCCUGACCUCGAUCGGCGAUCUCAAGGACUUUGCUUCCUCUCAGCUCGACGAUCUCAAGCGCCGCCUCAAUCGCUCGCAUUCCGGGAUCUCCAAGGAAGUCGAAGCCUCUCACUCCCACCUCCACAAGCGCUCCAAGAUGCAUGCCCAGGCAAUUCAACAAGUCACGGAUGAAGUGGACAAGGAGUAUAAGAAGAUAUGUGGGCAGAUGUAUGAAAGUCGAAAAGCUAUGAAGGUGACGUUCGCGGAAGUCAUGGAAGAUGCUCAAACCAGCACAUCUCACGUGUGCAAAACAUCCAUCCCGGAGCUUUCGCAGUCCUUUGAUAAAGCCAUUGAUGUCCUCCGCAACCAUCUUGGAGUUUCCACCAGUUAGUUGAUACUCAUCAACGCCAUUCGCUUUGGUGAAGUCCAUCCUCUACCCACUCACUGACGCCUUCUUGAGUGAAUUGCUUUGAACAACUCUAUUGCACAGCAUUAGCAUACAUAGCAAAGCUGGAGCUUGUACCUGCUUUCGACUCACCAGCAAUCCACAUGUUGAAUCUUCUUAAACAGGGCCCAUUUCUUGAUUUGACAUAUUUAGCAUCUCUGUCGAUGCACUCGUGUCAUAACGAGCGAAACCCGAUCUCUGUGCAUUGCUUCUAGAGACAAAUGCAGGACAGGACGCAUGGAGCGAAUUGCAGCACUGGAAUGGAAUCCUCCUCGUUGGUUAA